Molecule: messenger RNA, 2946 nt
Organism: Huiozyma naganishii CBS 8797
Lineage: Eukaryota; Fungi; Ascomycota; Saccharomycetes; Saccharomycetales; Saccharomycetaceae
Gene: RTT107
Product: Rtt107p
Exons: 1
Coding region: 1-2946 (981 amino acids)
Biological process (GO): double-strand break repair; DNA double-strand break attachment to nuclear envelope
Cellular component (GO): nucleus; Cul8-RING ubiquitin ligase complex
Source: RefSeq, a predicted model, not a curated record
AUGAAUUCAGAGACGUUUAAGCAUCUCAACAUUUUGGUCAUUGAUACCGCUGGCUCUGGAAACGGUGAACGAGUGAAGAAAUUGCUGCAAGAGAAUGGUGUCAACAACUGCUAUACAUGGAGAUCAAAUGGUUCCAGCACCACUGGAGACUCGGCUAAGCAGUUUUUCAAGACGGAAUGGGGCAGUAAAGAUCUACAUUUUGUCGUGAGUGACACUACAAAUUUCCCCUUUUAUAGGUGCGCUGCAUUCGACUAUAUGAUACCCGUGGUGACACCAGAUUGGGUCAGACAUUCUUUGAACAGCAAGAAACUGGCAAAGACUGUCCUGUACUCUCCUGACGCGCGGCACUUCCUCAAGGACUCCGUAAUCUGUCUACCGAGGAAGAAUUUUAAAUACACAGAGUACCUGUUAUAUUCUGAAUUGAUCAUUUGCAUGGGGGGCAGUCACUCAGAGGUUCUGAGUAGCAAAACGACACAUUACAUAUGCAAGACUAAAGAUGACCCUAUAAUGAGCAAAAUUGCGGACUACAUCAACAGUAAGCCAGACGAGAGGAAAAAAUGGAACUUCAAAGUUGUCUACCCGAUGUGGAUCAUCCAUUGUUUCAAAAAGGGCCAGUUGGUUGACAACAUUAGUAACAUCUCCUGUAUCAACGCCAACGAACACUACGAUGAAGAUGAGAGGUGCCAGGACAUAUGGGAUGAAGUCCUGGGCAUCCCGUUCCAAGAACCAAAGCGAUUUUUACAAGGUCAUGAAUUCAUCAUCGACAUUGAUCUAGCCCUGGCUAGAGGACCGUACACUUUCCUUUUACAGUACGUAGAAAACUGUUCUGGCAGUAUAAAGCACCAUUUGAAUUCCGACGAAAUCACAAGCAACGUCACUGCGGAUUGUUUUAUUGCACAGUCCGAAAAGACUUCAGAGUGUCAAACUAGCAGACGGACCACGCUGAUGUGUGGUAACCUGAUAUGGUUGUUUAAUAUGUGGUCCUUGGACUCGUUUACUCUACCAAGCAGUAAGAUAAUUUGGGGUCCGUUGAAACAAAGUGUUGUCAGAUCCGACGAGCUGAUAUUAUCGUUCACGAACUAUUUUGGAUUACAAAGGUCCUAUAUUCAAAGGAUAACGGAACGAUUGGGCGGAGUCAGCACCACUUCCUUAACGAAAAGAAAUACACAUUUAGUGUCGCGGAUGGCGAUAGGCAAGAAGUUUGAACUGGCCAAACAGUGGGGCGGGCAACGUUGUAGAGUCGUCAACCAUUUGUGGUUGGAGGAAUGCUAUAGACAGAAAAGAAUAAUGGAUACUGAGGAUCCCAGGUUCCAGAAUUUCGAGGUUGGUAAAAUGGGGUUGGAUUUUAGUCUGGGCCAAAUGAGUGAUGCCACGGAAAACAAGGAUAUCGUACUACAGUUGCAGGAUAGUGACAAUGAGAGUCUACUAAACUGGAAUGAAAGCGAUAGCACAGCGAGUACAACAAUACCUUCCCCAGUCAAGGAGACUUCACGGGGUGUCGAUUUGGGAACAGACGCUGUAACAAUGAGGAAUAUAGAUGAGGACGACUUAGGAACCGCAUCACCGGAGGAACUGGAAGUCGGUACCGCAAAACCGAAUCCAACCACAAAUAUACCAGACGAUCAUAAUGAGGGCACUGAAGAUGUACCCGUCCAUGGCGAUGUUGUUGAGGAACAUGUACCCGCUAGUAUCCUACCAAAUUACGCUGAAGAUGGUGAGUUUGAGACUGCUCCUGACAAGUACGCUGAUCUUUUCAGCAAUUUAUCACAAACUUCAGAUGAUCGUAUGGGAGGUGUUGAGCAGGCGAAACCAAAGACUGAAGAGUUGACCACACCGAUUGCCUCUAGACAAACUUUUGUGAAAAAUACUGUACACGACCCUACCGGGGGGACACCAACUGCCUCCAAAAAAACAUAUGUCAAGACCACGACACAAGACCCUAAUGCGGAUACGCCUAUAACACCACCAACAGAACCCGCUCUCUCUGGUGUAGGAAGACGACAAGCGCGUGCUGAAGCAGAGAAGCGGUUGCAUACGGAUAUCGAGGCUCUUAACGCGUUCCAAAAAAAUUCCAAGAGAAAGAGGAUAGGUGAUCUACUACCGGAGGAGAUUGAGCAGUUGGAGUCUGUGAAAAGGGUCAACAAUGAAGCGAGGGAUAUAGUUUGCCAACUCAAUAAGGACAGCACAGUAGAGAGUGAAACUUUUUUGAAAACCGUCAGGCAUACGUACAGUAUCGUUGCAUACAUCACUGGUUGUUUGGACGAUAUGACGGCCUUGGACAAGGCGAUUCUGAAGCUUGUUGGGAUAAAAAUAGUGAAGCAUGAGAACGAGCAUGUGCGGCACUUGAACUGUAUUGUUGCACCCAAAGUGAUGCGGACUGCCAAAUUCUUGAUCAGUUUGAGCUUCAAACCGUUGAAAUACGUCUUGCUACCACAAUUUAUAAGUGAUGUGCUGAAUGCGGUAUCCAGGGGGGCAUCUUUCCCACUGGACUUCGAACGGUACGUGAUUCCGGGGUUUGACAUGACACUAGUGGACAGGACAUCCUUGCCCACUGCAGUGUUUGAAAGGGCGCAUAUCACACACGUCAACGUCAUGGGGGACAUCAGGGGCGGGUUCGAUGUAAUAUCGCAUAUCCUCCAAAAGCACGGGGUCCAAGACAUUCACAAAUUGAGGUCGUUACCAGAUGAUACUUUGGUCGCGAACAACCAUCACCGCAGAAGCAAGACCAUCGUCUCCGGUAAGAAAACGAUACACACGCCACCGCUUUGUGUCGUCAUGGGCGCGAAGAAGUCGCAGGUGGCCAAGUUGAAGAAACUGUGGACGCAGUCCAACGAUUCCAACACGGAGGGACUUUUUGUCAUCUCGUGGGACUGGUGUGUCGACACACUGUUCCGUAUGGACGUGGACUACAGCAAAUCGGAGCACGUACUUUUCAGUUCGUUAUAG